This is a messenger RNA of Onychostoma macrolepis, 2728 nucleotides long. Its product is annotated as phospholipase B1, membrane-associated. Gene Ontology annotation, molecular function: A2-type glycerophospholipase activity; retinyl-palmitate esterase activity; phosphatidylcholine lysophospholipase A1 activity. Bases 223 to 1524 code for a protein of 433 amino acids. The record is from RefSeq and is a predicted model, not a curated record. The transcript is spliced from 16 exons. Gene Ontology annotation, biological process: phospholipid metabolic process. Gene Ontology annotation, cellular component: brush border membrane. NCBI's taxonomy places the organism in Eukaryota, Metazoa, Chordata, Actinopteri, Cypriniformes, Cyprinidae.
AGACCCCAGUGCGAUACGGUUUCUAUUAAAGCUCUCUGAAGUUGUGAAUGGUCACCAGUCCUCUGGCAGUUGCAUGUGUGCCUGGAUCAUGCUUUAUGUCGGUGGGCCUGAACUUCGUCACUCAGCUGUUUUGGGUGGGGGAGAUAAAGGGGCACUGAUAUAAUGGCCCCGUUCUCUCUGCACGCACAUCCAUUGUGCUAACCCGCUUGGAAACGCUCCACCAUGGAGUGGCUUUUCAUUGCCGUGGCAACCUGUUUGCUAGCCCUCUGUCCUGUCAAAGGUGACGAGUGGAGGCUGGAAUAUGAGGAAGGACUUAGUCACUAUAGUGAGGAAGCGCUUAGAAAGGAGUUUCCUGAGAAGACCAGGCCAAUCAGUUUCAAACACCCACCUUUCAUGUGUCCUGACAUGAGCCCCUCCUCUUCUGUGCCCACCUCAGUUGAGCUGGUGAAGCCUGCGGAUAUUAAAGUGAUCGCUGCCCUUGGGGAUUCAUUGACGACAGCAAUUGGUGCAAACGCAACCACAGUUCUUGGCAUACCUAUUGAAUUUCGUCACGUGUCUUGGAGCAUUGGUGGCUAUGGAACCUUUCAAGAUGUCAUAACACUGGCAAACAUCAUUCGACUCUUCAACCCCCAUUUAGUGGGACCCGCCCCAACUAAGACGGUCCAUGGGACCCCGGCUCCCCUCUGCGAGACUGGAUUUAACCUGGCCGUAACAGGACACAACACCUUUAAUCUUCCUGAACAAGUCAGACGUUUGAUUGAUACACUGAAAACAUAUGAGGAUAUUGACUUUGAUGAGGACUGGAAACUGUUGACCAUUCUAAUUGGGAUGAAUGACAUCUGUGAUUACUGCAAAGACAAGUCCCUGUUUUCGGUGGAGAACUUUGUCCAUUACAUGACUGUGUCCUUGGAAAUGCUUAUGAAUGAGGUUCCUCGAAUGAUAGUGAACGUGGUCCAGAUACUGCCGAUGGAGACCCUGAGGGAAGUACAGAAGCCCACGCCAGGAUGUCUGCUCCAAAGAUCAUUCUGCUCCUGUCUGGUAAAGCCAGCUGCGGGAUCUGCUGAUCUGAAGGAGCUGGUUGGAGUCAACCUUGAAUUCCAGAAAGCACUGGAGCAGCUCUUGCACGCUGACCGCUUCUUUAAGAAUGACUUUGCCGUAGUUUUGCAGCCAUUCCUGAAACACGCAGAUCCUCCAAGACUCCCUAAUGGGAAGAUUGAUAUGAGCUUUUUUACUCCGGACUGUUUCCACUUCACCAUGAAAGGACAUGAGGAGUUAGCCAAGGGACUGUGGAACAACAUGUUUCAACCUGAGGGGGAGAAGUUCAUGGUGGAGAGCUUUUCAAACCCUAUUGAGCUCAUUUGCCCCCCAGUGAGUCAUCCGUACAUUUACACCAGACCCAGUGCUGCAAAGUCAGGCACAUCGCUUCCUGAGAUGCCCCAGUCAGCUGGCAUCAGACUAACUGUUCUCCACCUCAUCUUGGCUUUCCUUCCACUGUGGUUGGCUGUUAAUCUGGCCUCCUUGUAGGACAUCCAUAUGGAGUAUCAUGGUACAUCAUGUCUGCCCACCCGAUGUUCUACUUGGGCUUAAUAUCAUUGCUUUGAACCAUUGAGGAUCUAUUCUGAGACUUGUGCCACUGCAGGAUGGUCUAUGAUGAAACCGAUAACGAGGGAGUAAAAGAUAAACAAGUUAUCAAAAAUGAACAGGAAAUUGGAGUUGGCAAAAUAUGAAGACUUGGUUACAGUCAAUAUCAUAUUUAAUUGCUCUGUAGAGUUUAUGCAAUGGAAAUGGGAAUGUAGAAACCUCAGAAUAGAAAAAUAUAUGCUAAUGUGAUGACCUUUUCUGAUAUACCCAACCAAAAUAGCACAAGAGCAGGUGCAAAGCCACUUUUAGCUCGGUGUAAUGCUGCUAUAAUUAAUUUAGGUAUGAAAGGUAACUGUGUAAGCUAAUUCCGGAUGGUUUGAAUAAAAACGGCCAGAGGUUAUACCGUAAACUCAUUAAGCCUAGAAUUGAAUGUUGACUGAGAACAGCUGUUUUGCUUCUGAGAGCAUGGUGAAAAGUAAACUGUUUGAGAGCUUCUUAAUGUCCACAGUAAUAAGAUAAUUGCUUUGGAUGCUGCAACAUGAGAAGUGCUGUUGGUCUUCUCAAAUAAAGCUUUCAGAAGGGGUACUUACCUGUUUUCCUUCCAUUUUUUGUUUUUUUUCUUUUAAAGUCAAUUUUUAUUCAUUUUAAGAUAUGAUUUUUCUAUACAGCUGAAGGUUCUUCAUGGUUUGUUGAAUUAAUUCUUCUAUUACCAAUCAAUGAACCCAUCUUUAUAGUUGUAAUUAGCAGCUCCCGAAGGUUCUUGGAAACAACCAAACAAAUAAACAAGAAUCAUUUAAAUGAAUUAUAGCAAUGCAAUUAUAUUGGUGGUUUCUUCACAUUUAUGUAAUAAAUAUGUUCAUGUUUUGUCAGUCUGUUUGAUUGUGUCUGCAUUUGUCCAAACUUAGCUGAGUGCUGCAUAUUCAUUAGUAUUAUUAUCAUUCAAAGUGGAUGUGCUUUGACCCACUUUAUACCUCAAAACUGUCAGUGAAUUGCUAAUAUUAGCCUGUUUUUCUGUUUAAAAGCCUUUUUUAAAAUAAGUACACAAAGAAACUAACAUGCAGGCGUUUAUAUUUUUGCCACAGAAAGUAAUGUCUAUCAUUAAAUCACUUGGUUGUUUUUUUUCUAUCCCUGAGAUCACAAGAGUGAA